CUGUUUAGUUUAGUUUUUGAGUGUGGAUGUUGAGGUUAUGUUUGGAAAAAUGUAGUGAUUAGUAUUUAUCUAUUUUAGUUGAUUUUAAAAGCAUUAAAAUCAUGGAAUUCAAUGAAAAGUUUGAUUUUUCAGGAAGAGUUUACUUUAGCUACUUGCUAGAUGCAGUUGUCAGUGCUCGUCAAACUAAAUAUGAUGUAAUAUUGAAUAUUGAUGACAAUAAAAUACACUGUCAUAAAUCAAUACUUUGUCAUGAAUCUGAAUUCUUUCUAUUGAUGUUCACUACAGACAUGAUGGAGAAAAAGCAAGAGACAAUAUCAUUGAAGGGCAUUAGUUACGAAGCCACUAAGAGUGUAAUCGGCUUCCUAUAUACAUGUGAACUAGUUGUACCACCGAACGAGAUGUGUGAAAUUGUCAGACUGGUUGACAUGUUCCAAAUACACAUCCUAAGGCCGGUGUGCGCCGAAAUUCUGCUGAAUUCUUGCACUGUCAGCAACCUGAUCAGCAUCAACUGUCUGGCCGCACAGUACCGCUACCACGAUGUUGCUGACGAGGCGUUUUCGCUGAUCUUGCAGGACUUCACCGAGCUGAUCAGACAGCCUGAGUUCUUGGAGGCGUCCUUCGAAUUGGUGCUCAGCAUUUUCACAGCAGAGUGCUUGUGUCAUUCUAGCGAGAACGAGUGUAUAAGGGCGAUUCUCAACUGGAUACAGUACGACGUUAACACGAGGCAUGUGCAUUUAGUCGACCUGUUAGAGCAUGUAUUGCCGUUCGAGAUAUCGUGCUGGAAUGAGCUGGAGGCCAGAGCUUACAUGCUGGAGGCGCACGGUGACUCCCUCGAUGUGUUCAACAACUGGAUUGCACGCGGCAGAAAGCACUCCAACGAAUUCCGCAGUGAACAAAUCAGGAAACGCGGCAAUCGACUGCAAAAAGUGUGUGUAGCAGUGGGUGGCCUAGAGGGCAAGCACAUGGAGGUGAAGGUUCCGCGGGGGGCGGACUGGGGGCCGUACAUCAACUACCUGCACACCGCCUCCGUCCCCGCCGAAGUUAUGCUCCACCCCCACAAGUGGCCCGCCUAUGCCUCCCGCCAGCGUCUGCUCUAUGUCAUCGGUGGCAGACUUUAUGUGGAAGGGGAACCCUACAUCGUGGAGGUGUUCGAUAUAAUGAAGAACACGUGGACAGAGCUGCCUCAUCUGCCAACGGCGGUCGACUGUGCUGCAGCAGUCUGUGUGGACCACAGGAUUUAUCUCACUGGAGGUUACAAGGCCCACCGAUCUGAUUUGCAAGUCACCGACAAAGUCUGGUUCCUAGAUACUGACGGCCAGGGAAAUGUAGUUGGCAAUGAAUGGAAAGAGGGUCCCGCCAUGUCGGUGGGUCGAGCUUCCCAUGCUCUCAUUAACAUCAAUGGCAUAUUAUUCGCCAUCGGAGGUGUUGACGCAGCCACGGAGGCAACCAACCACGUUGAAUGCCUGCUUCCGGGCAACAACCAGUGGAUGCCGAUGCCUGGUCUGCUGGAGAAACGGGCGCACUUUGCGUGUGUCGCCUUUCAGAAGAAGAUCUAUGUGAUGGGUGGCGAACGUAAGGUGCCGUCAACUGAUACUAACAGCUCUGGCAACAUCUACUGGGAGCAUAUGCACACGGUUGAGAUGUUCGACACAGAAUCGAGCAGCGACUCAUGGCAGUACCGCAGUCGUAUGCGACCGGGCCAAACGCGUUCUGCCGCAACCGUCAUCGACAACCGCAUCUACGUGGCAGGGGGACUCAACGACAGUGGACGUCUCGGCCUGGCACAAAUGUACAAUCCGGCUACCAACAAUUGGCACGCAAUCACCAGCAUGAAGUUCAACCGCAGUCAUUUGGGACUCGCUACUCUUAAUCUUUACUAGAACCUGAGUGUACUUUCAUUCCUAUGUUCCAUAUAUACAGACUUUUGGUGGAAUAAAUUGGACAUUCAACACGACAAAAACAUCGCAACUAGUUUGGAAGUUGCAGACGAACCACUAUCGCAUGUGGGAUGUGGGAGCGACUAUUCUCCAUCUAUGUUACCACAAACGCAGCGCACUGAUACUUCCACAUGGCGUUGCGCGCUGUGGUAGCGAUUAUUUCCCUUGCGAUUGUGGUACCACUGGUUUAAGCACUACGCUUCUCCUAGCUUCUGUACCACAAUCGCAGUCGCUGUGAUAGUGUUCCCUCGAAUUUUUUGUCCCAUAGUAAGGUCCAUGUUAUUAUGGCAGUAUUUGAUUAACAAUGAUGUUGCUUUCCUCAUGAAGCGUUUAUGAAGCUUAGAGCCUGUUCACAUGACAGCGAUUUACGCUCGGUUGUCGCGCGGUUGACCAACCGAGCGAUUGCCAGGUAUAGGGAAACACAUGGUGCCGUACACAUGCAACGCUCGGUUUUAGUAGUCGCCGGCGAAUUGCGGCGGUUGUAGUCUCCAGUCCAACCGCUCGGUUGUCGCUCUGUUGCCGGGCGGCUCGAUAUACUAGAGCAGGCUUGAGAGCGUACACAUCUUUUCAGUCAACCGAGCAGUUCAUAUAGUGCACAUUCUAUUACAAUUUCAGUUCAAUUAAAAUGUAUUCUAUUACAAUUUUCAGUUCAGUUAGUAAGUUCAGUUUAAGUUAGUUUGUAGAGGAUCAUAGUUCAUAGCAGUAUGUAGUUCAGUUUAGUUUCAAGUAGUUCAUAGUAGAAAUAUGGAAGUAGGCGUAGAAUCCUUUGACACUGAAUUGUUUAUCGAUGAAGUGGCGAAAAGAAAGUGCAUUUGGGACAUGGAGUGCUCGGAGAACAGGAAUAGAGCUCUGAAAAGGUCUGCUUGGCAGGAGAUAACCGACAUUUUUUCAAAGAGCAGCAGUUCACAGGAGCAAAAAACAGCCUUAGGUAUACUAGGGUUAGUACCUAUAUAGCUAGGGCUAGUACAUAAUUUCAUUAGUAACACCAGCAUGAUAAUAUUUUACACACAGUAAUUGACCGAGCGAAGUGAGGUCUAAGAGUCGACGGUUUGGCAU
Molecule: messenger RNA, 2993 nt
Organism: Nilaparvata lugens (brown planthopper)
Lineage: Eukaryota; Metazoa; Arthropoda; Insecta; Hemiptera; Delphacidae
Product: kelch-like protein 28
Exons: 10
Coding region: 102-1880 (592 amino acids)
Molecular function (GO): protein binding
Source: RefSeq, a predicted model, not a curated record